UUAUUCUUCAUCUAGGACACAGCAUGAUGGAUACCCUUGCUGUGGCCUUACGUGUUGCAGAGGAAGCAGUGGAAGAAGCUAUUUCUAAGGCAGAGACCUACAGUGACAGCCUGGACAAGCAGAAUGAAGCUUGUUACUUGCAGGAGCACAAGGAGGACCUCAUAGAAGAGCUGGCCACAACCAUUGUGCAGAAGAUUAUAAAGAAGCAGAAAAGCAAACCCGAGCAGGCCGAGGCCGACUUGGAAUGGCCUCCGUCGCGGAGCAGUGGCCUGGCGUCCGGCGCUGUCUCGGACCAGAGCAUGCUGACAUUCCCAGGGAGCCGCAGGGGGUCCUACACCUUGUGG
Messenger RNA from Cyanistes caeruleus (blue tit), 344 nucleotides. Lineage: Eukaryota; Metazoa; Chordata; Aves; Passeriformes; Paridae. The record is from RefSeq and is a predicted model, not a curated record.